Messenger RNA from Lactuca sativa (garden lettuce), 908 nucleotides. RefSeq lists its product as uncharacterized. The record is from RefSeq and is a predicted model, not a curated record. NCBI's taxonomy places the organism in Eukaryota, Viridiplantae, Streptophyta, Magnoliopsida, Asterales, Asteraceae.
UGAACCAAUCAUUCAAUGCUUUUUCUUCACUUGUUCAAAGAAAAGUUCACACCCCAUUUUCAAGAACCAACCAACCCAACAAUAUAAUAUUUCCCCUUUUGUUCAAACUAUCCAUCCCCUAUUUCUUGAAUAAUACACACACUCAUACACACAUUCAUACUCCAAGUUUCUUGAUCAUGCCUUCUUCUUUUUCCCUCAUUCCCACAACAAAAGCUUGAAAUUUUCUCAUACCCGUUUCUUUAAUCUUCCAAAUUUGCAAGAAUUAACCAAAAACAAAGAUCAUGUCAUCAAUCUUGGCUUCAAAUGGGAUGGUGUUAGCCACCGCCAUGGCCGCCGUCUCCGGCACCGUCCUCCUCCUCGCCUUCCGCCUCCAGAAACAACCCUCCACCGCCGCCGUCACUACCGUCCAAUUCUCAAUCAUCCCUCACCCAAGACCCUGUAUCUCCUCAGAUGGGAAGAAGAGAGAGAAAAAGCACAAGAAAGUACACUUUGCAGAGGAUGUCAUGGAACCCAGUGGAAAUGGAGAAGAGUUUAGAAGAAGGCUUCAAAGUAAGAAUCUUUCUCAAAACCGGUGUUAUUCGUCAAAUUUGAAAGAUGAAGGGGCUCAAAAGAAAAUAGUAAAAAACGAGGGUAUUCCAGCAAAUCGGAUGGCCCUGUACUCUGGAAUUCUCAGAGAUCGUGGUCUUCAUCGUGGUUCUUACUGCUAAUCGACUUUUGACUUAUUUUUACAGUUUAGUCACUUCUCAAUGUAAAUUAUUUAGUUUCAACCCCUCAUCUUACACGGAACUGCAAAUUGCACCUCCUUUAGUUCUAAUUACUUUCUUCUUUUGAUUACGAUAGCCGUUUGUAUUUAUCUUGUACUAUCUUGUACAAAUUGAAAUGAAAAUUGAAUAUUUUGUAUGGUCGAA